ACAACUCUUGGGUUGAUGAAAGAGCACAAAAAACAUAUGAAACAUAUCAAGGUAAGUUGCAACAAGCUUCCAAAAAUGGGGAAGCGUCUAGUAGUUGUAGCCAAGUGGUUAAUGCGGAAGCUCGCUUAGACAUGUGGGUCCAAUCUGUUGGGGGGAAGAAUAAAGGGAGGAUCUAUGGUGCUGGAGAUAGAUCCUCACUUUAUAGACCAGGUGUCGCAAGUCUAGUCCCAGAUUCUCGUCCAUCUAGAGGUUGUGUCAAUGUCUUGUCUCAACACUCUACCGAGAUAGCUGCACAGAUAGCAGCAUUCGAGGAGCGAGCAAAAGCGGCAGAACACGAGGCACGAGAGGCGCGGGAGGAGCUAAGGAAAGCAGAGCAACGUCGACAAGAGGAUGAGCAACGCACUAAAGAGCUCCAGAUACAGCUAGCAACAUUGGCAAAAAGUGUUGCUUCCAUACAGGCUGAGUCAUCUCGUCGUCGUCGUCAUCCAGAUUAUGACGAGGAUGAGUCUAAUGAUGAUGACGGCGAUGAGUAGUACUUAUUUCAUUGUUAGUUUCGUAUAGUAGUACUUUGAAACUUAUGGUAGUGACAAUAUGUAUUUUGGUUAUGUGUAUUUUGAAACUUAUGGUUAUGUGUAUUUUGAA
This is a messenger RNA of Cicer arietinum (chickpea), 642 nucleotides long. RefSeq lists its product as uncharacterized. Lineage: Eukaryota; Viridiplantae; Streptophyta; Magnoliopsida; Fabales; Fabaceae. The record is from RefSeq and is a predicted model, not a curated record.